CUACAGUAAGCCCUGUUUACUUUUAGCGGUUUUGACAUUUUUCUCUCCUCCCCCAUCAUUGCUCUAGUCAGCACAUUGAAACUGGGACUCGCUUCUUCAACUAAUGCCCCACGAGCUGCUUUCCUCUUUCAAUGCAAAUGCAUAAAGACCAUCCAUUAUAAAGUUUAACGGUUCAGAGCGGGCAAGAGGCUCCUUCAAAGAGAAGGCACCUUCGUUGGUCAAAAGCAUAAUCUUUUCUCGAUAUUGGUCCUGUGUUUUAGGAAAACCAUUGCAGUUCUUUCGACAACCAGACUGUAUUUGCGGCAAAUGAACACUUUGUGGGUACUUCCUGGAAGCUCUGCUCAGCUGAAAUGCGAGAGGAUAAGUGAUCUCCUGGAAUCUAACUAGUGGAAUAUCCUUGCUCGUUUGGGUCUCUGUGCUCAGGCGCCAUUCUCAUCUCUCAAGUUCUCCUGCUAGUUCAUCGUUUCUUAAGUUUUUGGGAAUGGGGCUUGACGGGGUCGGGGAAAAUAAAAUGGUGGGACUGAGAUUGACUCAAACUCACAAGCGUUCAAAGAGUUUUCCUGAUAAGAAGAAAGUCGAGGAGGACAACCCAGAUAAUAACAUCGAGGCCCCAGAUCGAACAAAACUGGAUAUCGGAUACCUCACAGAUUGUACAAAAUCUACGAGAAAACAAAAUCCUGCAAGUGAAGUCCAAAAUAAUCUGAAGCAAGAGGUCAGUCGUCAGCGGCGUGUAUUGCUUCUGCAGUUUAGCACCACGAUUCUAGAACUGGAGAGAAGGCUACAACACCAAUUCGAGGUGCGAUGCACAUUGGAAAGGGCUCUGGGAUGCAGGCCUUCAUCUCUUCAUAAUUCAAAUGACGUGAUAAUGCCCAAACCAGCUACAGAAUUAAUUAAGGAAAUUGCACUGUUAGAGCUGGAAGUUGUAUAUCUGGAACAACAUCUUCUCUCCUUGUACCGUAAAGCAUUUGAUCAACAAUUAUCAUCUGUAUCUCCAUCUACCAAGGAGGAAAAAGUAAAAUCUUCUUCAAUACCACCUAAGGCAAGAGUCAUUGACGUUUCUAAUCUCGAGAACUUAUCCGCAAGAGGAUGUUCUGCUAUUCAGUCUGAUUGUCAUAAGCUUGAGACUCCAGGAAAGGAAUAUACUGUACAAUCUAAUGGACAUGAGCUUGACACCCAAGGAAAAGAACAUAAUGGAAGUGGACAACAGAAGCUAUUAGAUUCCGGUGUGUACCGUUGCCAUUCCUCAUUAUCCCAGUAUUCAGCAUUUGCAACUAGAACAUCUCCUCCGGCAGAACCUCUAGAUAAAUCUUUGCGUGCUUGUCAUUCACAACCAUUGUCCAUGUUGGAGUAUGCCCAAACUGCAUCAUCAAACGUAAUCAGUCUGGCAGAACAUCUUGGUACUCGCAUAUCUGAUCAUAUUCCGGAUACACCUAAUAGGCUUUCUGAAGAAAUGGUCAAAUGCAUAUCAGCUAUAUAUUGCAAGCUUUCAGACUCGUCUUUGACGCAACCUGGCCUUUCAUCCCCCAGUUCAUCCUUGUCAUCAAUGAGCGGCUUUUCUCUGGGAGAUCAAGGUGAUAUAUGGAGUCCAGGAUUCAAAAAUAAUUCCUCUUUUGAUGUUCGGUUAGACAACCCUUUCCAUGUUGAAGGACUCAAGGAGUUCAGUGGACCAUACAGCACCAUGGUUGAAGUAUCAUGGAUUUAUAGAGAUGGUCAGAAAUUGGGUGACACCGAGCUGCUGCUCCAGAAUUUCAGGUCACUCAUCUGUCAGUUGGAAGAAGUGGAUCCUGGGAAGUUGAAUCAUGAGGAGAAACUAGCUUUUUGGAUCAACAUACACAAUGCCUUGGUGAUGCAUGCAUUUUUGGCUUAUGGGAUUCCACAAAACAAUGUGAAGAGACUAUUUCUUCUCUUGAAGGCUGCAUACAAUGUUGGGGGUCAGACUGUUAGUGCAGACACAAUACAAAGUAGCAUCCUUGGAUGCCGACUCUCCCGUCCUGGGCAGUGGCUGCGGGUUUUCUUUUCCACAAGAACUAAAUUCAAGACAGGAGAUGGACGACAAUCAUAUGCAAUCGAGUAUCCUGAGCCUCUUUUACACGUUGCACUCUGCUCAGGAAAUCACUCGGAUCCUGCGGUACGUGUGUUUACACCAAAAAGAGUGUUUCAAGAGUUAGAGAUUGCAAAGGAUGAGUAUAUUCGAGCUACCUUUGGAGUGCGGAAGGACCGAAAGAUCCUCUUACCAAAGCUUGUGGACACAUUUGCUAAGGAAUCGGGUUUGUGCUCUGCUGGUGUAAUGGAAAUGAUCCAACAGUCUCUGCCCGAAUCUCUUAGGAAGAGCAUCAAGAAAUGUCAGCUUGCAAAAUCAAGAAAGAGCGUAGAAUGGAUCCCACACAACUUUGCUUUCCGAUAUCUUAUAUCAAAGGAGCUGGUGAAAUGAUGGCCUGAUUGCAUUAGUUUUCAAUGCGGGUGACAAUCUGCAUUGUUUGCUAUAUGUAAUAUUCUUUUGUACAGGGUAGAUAUAUAGGGUAGCAUUGACAUGAAAAUCGGAUAUUGCGUGCAUAUAGUGUCUUGCCAUGUCAUGGAAGCAUCUGUACUGUUGCAGUUAACUAAGUCAAGAGAUUCUGCCAUGAGCAGUGUAAAUGAGCCGUUGUUAUAAUCAGAUGUCUUCGAGACUGUCUGAUUUUUA
Messenger RNA from Prosopis cineraria, 2680 nucleotides. RefSeq lists its product as uncharacterized. The transcript is spliced from 12 exons. Bases 482 to 2431 code for a protein of 649 amino acids. NCBI's taxonomy places the organism in Eukaryota, Viridiplantae, Streptophyta, Magnoliopsida, Fabales, Fabaceae. The record is from RefSeq and is a predicted model, not a curated record.